AUGGAAGAGAGAGAAGAUGAGAGUGUAACAUGGGGUGUGUUGGGUCAAGAAAUGAAGAGGUUAGUCUACAUAGCUGGGCCUAUGUUGGGUAUGACUUUAUCAGAGUAUAUGUUGCAAAUUAUAUCGUUGAUGAUGGUUGGUCAAUUGGGUGAACUUUAUCUCUCUAGCACAUCCAUUGCCAUCUCUCUUUGUGACGUCACUGGUCUCAGUCUUUUG
Molecule: messenger RNA, 216 nt
Organism: Ilex paraguariensis (yerba mate)
Lineage: Eukaryota; Viridiplantae; Streptophyta; Magnoliopsida; Aquifoliales; Aquifoliaceae
Source: the annotation of a GenBank genome assembly